Messenger RNA from Suricata suricatta (meerkat), 2385 nucleotides. It is a transcript of the gene SPATA32, whose product is annotated as spermatogenesis associated 32. Gene Ontology annotation, molecular function: calcium ion binding; actin binding. NCBI's taxonomy places the organism in Eukaryota, Metazoa, Chordata, Mammalia, Carnivora, Herpestidae. The transcript is spliced from 12 exons. Bases 271 to 2364 code for a protein of 697 amino acids. The record is from RefSeq and is a predicted model, not a curated record. Gene Ontology annotation, cellular component: perinuclear region of cytoplasm. Gene Ontology annotation, biological process: spermatogenesis.
UUUGGAGAGGGCUCGGGCUGCGGGGGUGGGACAUCCUUCUCCAGAGGACCCUCCCCCCUCCCCGCCAAAGGGCCGCCCACGAACCAGGAAUCCUGAGCUCUGUUGGGGGGGGUGGGGGGUAGUUCUCGGCAGGGAGCGUCACAGAGGCGGCGACAUCACAGGCGCCGGCCACCCCCCUCCCGCAGCCCCCAUCCAAAGAGUGCACUGGAGGUGGAGGGGCAGCAGCCACUAGCCCCACUAGCCCGCUUCCCCGGCAGAGCUGUGGUCAGCAUGGGAGUGACAGGUGCCAAUGGAUUUCCCUGCUGUGGCAGUGAUUCAGUGGACAUUGUGGAGACGAAGGAUGCCACAACCCAAUACCAGUUCCAGCUGGCACAAGAAGAAGAGGAGACUGACCUAAAGGAAGAGUUGCUAGAACUGGAACCCAUGCAGAAAGUGGACCUGGACCUUAACCCAGAUGAAGUGGAGCUGGAGCUCGAGCCAAAGCCGAAGGAGGACCCUGAGCAGCAGGAGUACAAGAUGGAGUCCCUCCAGCCCUACGAGCAGCAGGACAUCAGCCAGUGCAGCAUAACGUCCCAUCCCAGCUACCAGAGUUCCGCAGAGAACGACCGGGCAUCCGCCACCCAUCACUCCAUCUGCGUGCAGACCUCCAAGCACCUCUUCUGGGCAGACAAACUCAUCCAGACUUCAGAACACAGCCUGCAGCAGGCGGUCGGCAUGGAGCUGGACAAGAAAAGCACAGGUAAGGCCACCAACCACCAGGACCAGAAGUCCGACCCCAAGGACACCAAAGGCUCCAAGGAGCUGCUCCAGGACCCCAGCACCCAGCCAGCUUCUCCAGCCGCAGACUCCCAGCAGCCACCAGAGACCCACCUGACCUCCCCCAGUCCCUUCCCAGCCAUUGGCCUGGCAGAGCUGGUCAACUUUGCGUCUUCCUUGGCCUUGGCUUCAUCCAGCAAGAUGGACUUGCCCAACCUGGAGUGUAUGAUCAAAGCUCCCCCACAGAAGGCCCAGAUGCCUCCUGCAAAUGCUGCCAUGCCACCAGCCAUGGACCAGCCAGAGAAGGAAGAGCUCACUAUGGAGUUGUUCGAGAAACCACUUGAAGCCAGAGAGCCACAGAAAGCUUGGAAGCAGGAGGACAAGAACAUGCCCCACCCUUACCUUGACUUCAGCAAGCCAGAGGUGGAGAUGGCCACCAUCGAGGAGGAAGUGAAGCUUCUCCAGGCACCUGCCAUAUCCCUGGCCAUAUCCCCUCUGCCUCAAGGAGCCGUGAAAGAGCCUCCACUGAAGCCUCAAAGACUGCCCUUGCGGGACCCGGGAGAGGAGCAGCCCUGCAGGACGCAGAAGGAGAGGCCGCAGCAGACCCCUGCCCUGCGGACCCAGGUGGAGCCAGCAUCCGUCAGGGCCACAGGGGCUGAGCAGUCUCCCCAGAGGCCCAGGGAGUACAAGCGCCUUGCAGCUACCCAUUCAGUGCAGUCAGACUCAGGUUCUGGGUCUCAGAGCAGAAGCAGCUUUGCAGAGGAGAACCUGCUACCCAUGACACCCCGGCAGCUGGCAGCCUUCCAGGAGAUCUUCAAACUGUUCAGCUCCAGCCCGACAGGCACUGUGGACAUACGCAGCAUGAGAGCUGCCCUACGCAACGUGGGUAUCCAGCUGAACCCACAGGAGAUGCGUGAGGCUCUGCGGCAGGCAGACCUGGACGGUGAUGGAACUGUCAGCUUCAAAGACUUCCUGGGGGUCCUCACCGGCAGCUACCACCUGGCUCAGUGCUUGGGCCAGGUGAGGAACAGCCGGGUCUAUGACCUCCAGGGCCCGCAGACCCUGUUCUUAGAGAUUCUAUUCAAGCUGAUGAGCCAGGGCUUUGUCCCCCACAAGUUGGUACAGGAAGUGAUGAGCUACUACACCAAGAAGCAUCGGGCUUUUCGGCUGAACCCAGGCUGGAGGGGCCGGUGGCGUGGCCACAGUGGCUCCCGCGCUCCCGGGGGCCUCACCUUCUUCUGCCAGGCCGCGCGCCUCAGCGGCCUCUCCAGCAACGAGUUGGAGCUCUCGCUGCACAGACUAAACAAAGCGGGUGUGUGCAGCCCCUACGCUCAGAUCCCUAACUUGGCCAGGUGGACACCACCAGAACACAGGACGCGGAAGAGAGCCCCACGCCCUGUCGUCCGAGUUCCCAAGUCCUGCCAGCCCAGCAGCCACAAGCUUGGGCCCAGCCAGAGGUCUCUCAGCCCUGAGUUCGUGGGCCAGCCACCAGACUACGUGCAGCUUUGGAAGUUGGCUCCCUCGCCCCCAACUCUAGUGCAGAAGCAGCCCUUCUCCCCUUCGCCAGCCUGUUUGCAGAAACUUGCUGUGAAAAAUGUGUACAAGUAAACCAUUUGCGGAGAAAAACAG